Molecule: messenger RNA, 1212 nt
Organism: Suillus plorans
Lineage: Eukaryota; Fungi; Basidiomycota; Agaricomycetes; Boletales; Suillaceae
Product: acid protease
Exons: 5
Coding region: 1-1212 (403 amino acids)
Biological process (GO): proteolysis
Molecular function (GO): aspartic-type endopeptidase activity
Source: RefSeq, a predicted model, not a curated record
AUGGUUACCUCUAGAUCACUUUCAUCUCUUCUCGCCCUGCCGGCGCUUGCCUUCUUCUCUCUGUCAGCAAGCGCUUUGCCUCAUCCUCGGACAGCGUCAAGCACGUCUACUCUCAAGCUCGCUGUUAGAAUAAACUCGUACGGGAUCAAGAACAUCGCAGCUGCAGAUAGAGCUCGAAUCCAAACCCUACAAGCUGGCGGCAGCUCUUCCAUCAGUCUAACCAAUAAUGUGACAACAUACACCGCUGAUAUCGGCGUAGGGAGUCCAGCAACGUACUACACAGUUCUGGUAGACACCGGAAGCUCAAAUACCUGGAUCGGGGCCAACGAAGCUUACGCAAAGACUGCUACAAGCAAGGACACAGGCAAUACAUUCAGUGUUCAAUAUGGAAUUGGUUCCGUUUCUGGAGAGGAAUAUACAGACACCGUAACGCUCAAUUCUGACCUGGUCAUUGAAAACCAAUCUAUUGGCGUCGCAUCUGAAUCCUCAGGGAUGGAUGGCCUGGAUGGAAUUCUUGGCGUUGGACCAGUUGAUUUAACGCAGGGCACCGUUAGUAAUACAUACGAAGUUGCAACUGUGACGGACAACCUCUAUAAGCAGAGAACGAUUGGUUCGGAAGUACUUGGAGUGUUCUUUGCACCUGCUUCCUCGGGUGAUAGCAGUGGCGAGCUCACAUUCGGUGGUUAUGACACCUCCAAAAUCACUGGAGACGUUAGCUACGUGCCCAUCACAUCGACAUCUCCAGCGAAUGGAUAUUGGGGCAUUGAUCAAUCCAUCAGCUAUGGGCCUAUGCCCAUUUUGGAUGAGACAGCUGGUAUUGUCGAUACCGGAACUACCCUGAUUCUGCUUGCCUCCGAUGCGUUCCAUAGAUAUCAGUCUGCCACGGGGGCGACCUAUAAUGCGGAGGUUGGUUUGUUACAGAUCUCAUCCGACCAGUACGAGAAGCUCUCGUCCUUGUAUUUCACUAUUGGUGGGGUUACUUAUGAGCUCACCCCGAAUGCGCAAAUCUGGCCUCGAUCGUUGAACAGCGCCAUUGGCGGUACCACCGACGGUAUAUACCUGGUUGUUAGUAGCACUGGGACUCCCAGCGGUUCUGGCUUGGAUUUCACGAAUGGCUACUGUUUCCUCGAGCGGUUUUACUCGGUGUUCGACACGACAAACUCUCGAGUCGGGUUCGCCACCACUCAGUACACCGAUGCCACGACAAAUUAA